UCAUGAGAGAGUGACGAGCCGUCUGCCAGCUGAUGAGUGAUAUGAGUCCUCCUUGCGACGACUCCCGUAUGCUCGAGCUGUUUCUAGACACUUAGCACCCGACGACAGGACACGACAGAUUCUGAUGAGGGUGAGUAUAAAUGAGGAACUCUCGGAUAGUGAAUACAAGGAACUUGUCGAGGAUGUCAUAGGAGAGCAGAGGUUAGGAGCGCUGAGAGAAGUAACAACACAAGGUUGGAUGGUGUAUGAGGUGACUCUGUGCGUGAAGGGAAGAGUGUGCUUAGAGAUAGUUCGAGACGAGACACCCACGAAAGCUCGGAAGAAGGAUGGACAGAGGAUUGAAGGAGAGGAAGUCAUACUUUCGCCGCGCAAGCGCGGAGCCCGAAAGCUUACCAUGAAGAGCACCUUAGACGAUAUCGAUACAGUGGAGCCUCUCAGACACGCGCUCAGGCAACCAAUGCAGUGCACUAUACUAGAGUAUCUGGCGGCUUCGAGACCCGCGCGAGAUGAGUUACAGAUGACCACGUGCAAGACGUGCAUUCCCCUGGGAGACGAAGUCCAUAUGGCUUCCAAACCAGAGGUACCCUCUUUGGCAGUAUCAGGAGUGUGCGCAAAGGCAGAACGCGCGGCGACGGUGUACUUGGAUGGAAUGGAAGGCGUGCCUCCUGACAAGUUUUACAUUUUAGGGAGUAGGACAGUGGAGACUAUUCUCAAUGACGAGAUAGUUCUUCAUGGGGUGAUUGACAAUGGCAGCGAAGCUGUCAUCAUAGAAGAGGAACUCGCUGUGCGAUUAGGGAUGGACCUUGACAGGUCUUACCUGUUCGAAAUAGAGGCAGUCGAUGGAAGAAAGCAGAAGAUCUUUGGAGUCUGUCACAAGACGGUCAUUGAGGUCGAAGGGUUGCGCGUGCUGAUGCCUGUUUUCACGGUCAGGGACUGCAGUUCGGAGUUACUAGUAGGGCGGACGUGGUUGAGCCAUUUUCAUGCGGUUACUAUAGAGCGACCGGACAGAAGCCAGAUGCUUUCUAUUAAUCGUCCGGAUGGUGGACGGAUUAUGAUAGAGACAUUCGAGCCUCGUAAUGCGAGGAACAAAGCGGCCCUAGCAGCUGGUGGCGGCCGCAAGCCGGUCACGCUCGUGAGUUGCUCGUUGCGAUUCCGUGAGAAGAAGUAUGGGGCAUUGCUCACAAAAGAAGAAGGACGCAUAGUGGAAGUCGAGGACUUAGGUAAUCACGUCCUUGUGGGAGAAAACCCCUACCCAAAGCGUGAAGACAAGGAAUUUGAAGGAUCAGGAAUGCCUCUGCGAGUGAUCUGUGAUCCGGAAGAGAAGCAGUCCAUAGUAGCGGAACUACAUGACGGUGUGGUCGGUGGACAUAGAGGAGUGAAAGGGACAUAUGAGAAGGUCCGCAAACUAUACUGGUGGGAAGGUCAGUACAAGGACGUUGAAAAGCAUUGUAUGACCUGUGAGGAGUAUAAGAAGAAAUCGUUUGUGAGAUAUAAGGAGCCACUUCAUCCGUCCUAUCUUACUUGAUCGGGCGAGAAGGUGCACAUCGAUCUAGUUAAGAUGCCAAAGGGCGUAGGAAAUAUGAAUUAUGUCGUGAACAUUAGAGAUGACUUCACUGGGUUUGUCGAUGGAAAGCCUAUCAGAACAAAGGCGGCAAAGGAAG
Molecule: messenger RNA, 1661 nt
Organism: Chara braunii
Lineage: Eukaryota; Viridiplantae; Streptophyta; Charophyceae; Charales; Characeae
Source: the annotation of a GenBank genome assembly